AUGUCAGCUGGUUCUGAAUUGAAGCUGAUUCCAGGGUAUCCCAAGAAACAUGGUGGCACUCCAGUUAAAGUAGGGACUUAUGGAGGCCAGGUGAUUAAUGGAGUUCUGGCUGAUGUCUCACUCACAGAUCCAUUGACAUUCCAGGAUGUGAGAGUGGUCUUCUCCCAAGAGGAGUGGGAAUGCCUGGACACUGCUCAGAGGGCUUUGUACAUUGAUGUGAUGUUGGAGAAUUACAGCAACCUGGUCUCUGUUGGGAACUAUUGCAAAUAUGAUCCUGUCCAUCAACAUGUGAAGACUGAAAAGGAGUCUUGUCAGUGUAAUGAGCUUGGUAAAAUGGUUCAUGACCCCUCCACAUGUGCAUCUUAUAAAACAAGUGAAACUCCUGAAAACUCCAAUAACCACAAGUGCAGUGAUCACAGGGAUAAAUUCAUUGAGUCUUCCAACCCACAUAGACAUGAAAGCAUGCACACUGGAGAAGAACCUUGCAAAUCUAAAGACUGUGAGAAAUUCUUAAAUUUGAAUUCCAAUCUUACUCAACAUCAGAGUCUCUACACUGAAAAGAAAGAGCACAGCCAGAAAGAUUAUGAUGAUUAUUUCAGCUCUACACACAGUCUUUUUCAACAACCAAUCUACAUUGGUGAGAAACCACAGCAGAGUGGGAUGUGUGGGAAAUGCUUCAGUAAUGCCUCAAGCCUCACUGUAGGUCAGAAAAUUCAUACUGGAGAGAGACCUUACAGAUGUAAGGAAUGUGACAAAUCCUUUUCCUGUUGCUCAAACCUUAGAAUACAUCAGAGAACUCACACAGGGGAGAAACCUUACAAAUGUAUGGAAUGUGACAAGUCCUUUACCCAAAACUCACAACUUAAAACACAUCAAGGGGUUCAUACUAGAGAGAGAUCUUACAGAUGUAAGGAAUGUGGCAUAUCUUUCUCUACACAUUCAACUCUGGUAAGGCAUCAGCAACUACAUACUGGAGAGAAACUUUACAAAUGUAGGGAAUGUAACAAAUCUUUUACUAGGUGCUCAUAUCUUAAAAAACACCAGAAAAUUCAUACUGGAGAGAAACCUUACAAAUGUGGAGAAUGUGACAUGUCCUUUACUCAGGCUUCACAUUUGAAAAGACAUCAAAGAAUUCAUACUGGAGAGAAACCUUACAAAUGUGGAGAAUGUGACAUGUCCUUUACUCAGGGUUCACAUUUGAAAAGACAUCAAAGAAUUCAUACUGGAGAGAAACCUUACAAAUGUGGAGAAUGUGACAUGUCCUUUACUCAGGGUUCACAAUUGAAAAGACAUCAGAGAAUACAUACAGGAGAGAGACCUUAUAGUUGUGAGAAAUGUGAUAAAUACUUUACAAGUUCUGAAAAUCUUAGAAGUCAUCACAGGGUCCACACUGGGGAGAGACCUUACAAAUGUAUGGAAUGUGAUAUGUCCUUUAUCCAGUACUCACAUCUUAAAAGACACCAGAGGGUUCAUACCAGAGAAAGGCCUUACAGAUGUAAGGAAUGUGACAAAUCCUUUUCCCGUUGCUCAAAUCUUAGAAGACAUCAGAGAAUUCACACUGGGGAGAAAUCUUACAAAUGUACGGAAUGCGAAAUGUCCUUUACCCAGAACUCACAACAUAAAACACAUCAAAGGGUUCAUACCACAGAGAGAUCUUACAGAUGUAAGGAAUGUGGCAUAUCUUUCUCUACAUGUUCAACUCUUGAAAGGCAUCAGAAACUACAUACUGGAGAGAAACUUUACAAAUGUAGGGAAUGUAACAAAUCCUUUAUCCAGUACUCACAUCUUAAAAAACACCAGAGGGUUCAUACUGGAGAGAAACAUACCAUUGUGAACCAUGUGACAUGUAUUUAUAUGGUGUUCUCUACUUAA
Peromyscus eremicus (cactus mouse) is the source of this 1872-nucleotide messenger RNA. Its product is annotated as zinc finger protein 54-like. The transcript is spliced from 5 exons. Gene Ontology annotation, biological process: regulation of DNA-templated transcription. The record is from RefSeq and is a predicted model, not a curated record. The coding region runs from base 1 to 1872 and encodes 623 amino acids. Lineage: Eukaryota; Metazoa; Chordata; Mammalia; Rodentia; Cricetidae.